AGAGGAACAUGGCCGAUAUACGACAGUGGUUAUUUUAUAUGACCAUCAUCUUUGUGGUAUAUAUUAAGUAUAUAAAUGGACAACUAAGAUUUGGAUAUAAUAAUAGAUAUAUAUGUCAUUGUAUUGGAGGAGAUUGUAAAUAUGAUACAGGUUACUGCUCUAGUGGUAGAUGUCAGAAAGGAUGGCACGGUUCUUCUUGUCAAAAAGAAAAUGUUGCAUUUAACAAAAAUACGUGGCAGAGCUCAACCUAUUGGGACGAGAAUGGACGAAGAUAUUCUCAUUAUGCAGUAGAUGGUGAUACUCGUCAUGCCCAGGAAUAUAAUAAAUGUACCCAUACGGCUGGUGGCCAAACAAAUGCUUCAUGGGGAGUAGAUUUAGGACAAAGUUAUCCUGUUAAUAACAUAAAGAUAUAUGCAAGGGAUUACCACAUCGGUUAUAGAUUUAAAGGAUUCAAAUUAUUCGUAGAUGAACAUAAGCAAACAAAUCAACAUCCGUGUAGACCAGAAGAUAAUUAUGAUUCAAGGAAUAAGCCUAAUGGAUUUAUGGUAUACUGUAACAGUGCAGGAAGAUAUAUAACUAUUACCAAUGACAAGUAUACACUACAAACAAGCGUUUUUGUGAAUCUCUGUGAAGUUGAAGUUUAUGUUUGUUCAGUUGGUACCUUUGGACCAGAUUGUGCAUCAUUGUGUUACUGUCAAUCACCUGGUGAUAGAUGUCACCCAGUCACAGGUCAAUGUCCUUACGGAUGUGCUGUUGAAUUUACUGGAACCAGUUGUAAUAUAAAACAACCAAGAUUUGGAUAUAAUGAUAGAUAUAUAUGUCAUUGUGAUGAAGGAUAUUGUGAUACUAAUACAGGUGUCUGUUCUAGUCGUAAAUGUGAGAAAGGAUGGUAUGGUUCGUCAUGUCAAAAAGAAAAUGUUGCCUUUAACAAAAAUACGUGGCAGAGCUCAGCCUAUUGGGAUGGGUAUAGAUAUAGAGAUUCUAGUUAUGCAGUAGAUGGUGAUACUAAUCAUAGCGAGGAAUAUAAUUAUUGUACCCAUACGGCUGGUGGCAGAACAAAUGCUUCAUGGGGAGUAGAUUUAGGACAAAGUUAUCCUGUUACUAAUAUAAAAAUAUAUGCAAGGGAUCUACAUAUCACUUAUAGAUUUAAAGGAUUCAAAUUAUUCGUAGAUGAACGUAACCAAACAAAUCAACACCCGUGUAGACCAGAAGAUAAUUAUGAUUCAACGAAUAAGCCUAAUGGAUUUAUGGUACACUGUAACAGUGCAGGAAGAUAUAUAACUAUUACCAAUGACAAGUCUACACGAGAACUAAGCGUUUUUGCGAAUCUCUGUGAAGUUGAAGUUUAUGCUUGUUCGGUUGGUACCUUUGGACCAGAUUGUGCAUCAUUGUGUUACUGUCAAUCACCUGGUGAUAAAUGUGAUCCAGUCACAGGUCAAUGUCCUAAUGGAUGUGCUGAUGGAUUUACUGGAACAAGUUGUAAUACAAAAUGUUACCAGUCUUCAUAUGGUAAAGAUUGUUCUAAAGAUUGUUAUUCACGUCACUGUCGACAGGCUUCUCUAUGUAACCAUGUGGAUGGUAAAUGUAAUAACAGAGGAUGCAGUGCAGGAUAUCAAGGUGGUGAUUGUACACAAGAAUGUAAUCAGACUAUAAACUAUGGAGAAAAUUGUAAUAAUUUAUGUAAAGAUAGAAACUGUCUGAUAUCAACAUCAUCAUGUGAUAUAGAGUAUGGAAGAUGUGAAGGAGGAUGUAAACCAGGUUGGAGGGGUGAUGACUGUAAACAAGGCAAGUUCCAUCAAUGUUAG
This is a messenger RNA of Patella vulgata (common limpet), 1805 nucleotides long. Its product is annotated as multiple epidermal growth factor-like domains protein 11. The transcript is spliced from 11 exons. The coding region runs from base 9 to 1805 and encodes 598 amino acids. NCBI's taxonomy places the organism in Eukaryota, Metazoa, Mollusca, Gastropoda, Patellidae. The record is from RefSeq and is a predicted model, not a curated record.